Molecule: messenger RNA, 2635 nt
Organism: Antechinus flavipes (yellow-footed antechinus)
Lineage: Eukaryota; Metazoa; Chordata; Mammalia; Dasyuromorphia; Dasyuridae
Product: zinc finger protein 501-like
Exons: 1
Coding region: 710-2134 (474 amino acids)
Source: RefSeq, a predicted model, not a curated record
CCCCUGAAAAUGGGCACCUUGGGAUCCUGGAUGUCACCUUUUUAGUCCUGAACCCUUCUUCCACUCAUAGAUCUUCGAGGUAAUUUUUCUCCAUUCCUCUAGUUUGUUCGGAUGAUGUUGCCUUUUUAUACCAAAAUCACUUGGGAGGGACAGGUGGAAAUGAUUCAGCUCUAUUGGUACUUUCUGAAUGAGCAGUAUUGCUACUCUAUAGGUGGAACUUUGAAUAGUUUUUACCUUUUUGGAAAGCCUAGGGGAACUCUGCAGUGGAAGAGUGACACAAGGCUUCCUCUUCUUAGACCAAUGAUCACACUGUCAGGACUCCCCCAGGUGUGACUUUCAGAUGAGAAUUUUCCUAAAAAGAUACUUUAAACUAUUUUGUUCCUGUUUGUAUAUGGGAAUCAGCAGUUGUCUGUUUUCAUUAAUUUGACAUUUUCUUCAUCCAUUUUUUCCAUAUUCAACUAAUAUAAUAUUGUUGGUUAUAUGAAAGAAUAGGCCUUGGUGAAUUCAAAGAAAUUGUAGAAAUCAUCAGGAUUCAUUUUCAUUCAAAUGUAAAAAUGUCUAAAGUGCUUAUAACCGAUGGAAUAUUGGGGAAAAUGAAGACUACAGGAAAUCUUAUUCAGCCAAUGAAAAAACAUUUCUGCUUUUCCUUUCUUCAGAUGGGGGCACUAGGCCUCAGACCAAGGAGUCCACUCCAAAGUUAAGAGUUUCUAUGAAGGACUUAUCCCAAAUGACAUCCAUAGGGAAUGGCCCUUGCACCUCUGAGGUAGGAAAAGCCUGGGAGUAUUAUGGCAGGUUCAAGAAAGAGCAAAAUAAUGAGGGGAAACAUUCUAGCAAAGGAAAAGAAAUCCAAACAGAAGCUGCUGUUGGAGUCAGAACCUCUGAAUCCUGUACAUACAGCCAAACCUCCAGCUCAAAGCCAGUCCUUGUUCCACAACAGGGAUUCUCUGUAGUAAUGGAUCUCCAUAACAGUGAGAAUCAGAGAAGGAGCUUCACCAUGGAGUCGGACCAAAGACAGUGCCUUCAAGUCUGUUCACAGCAGAACUAUUCUGAGGGGAAGGAAUGUCAGAAAGCUUUCCAUUCUGGUUUGGACCCCAUUAAAACAUCUGAAAUUCAUGCUGAAGAGCAGUUUCAUGAAAAUGGGAAUUCUUUCCUCCUGAAUAACAAACUUACUCUACACCAGAAAAGUCAUAUGGGAAAAAGGUGCUCGGAAUUGACUUCAUGUGAGAAGAUAUCUUGUCAGAAAGCAGAUGUGAAUCAACAUUCCAGUAUUCAGAGUCAAAACAAAUCUUAUAAAUGCAGUGAAUGUGGAAAGAUCUUGCGAAGGAAAGUAAGUCUUACAGAGCACUACAGAAUUCACACUGGGGAGAAACCUUUCAAAUGCAGUGACUGUGGAAAAGCCUUCCACAUGAAGACAGUUCUUGUACGGCAUUGUAAGAUUCAUAAUGGAGAGAAACCUUUCAAAUGCAGUGACUGUGGAAAAGCCUUCCGGCAUAAGAUCUGUUUGGUACAGCAUUGGAGGAUUCACACUGGAGAAAAACCUUUCAAAUGCAAUGACUGUGAAAAGGCCUUCAGGCAGAAAGCUGCUCUCUUACAGCACUGUAGGAUUCACACUGGACAAAAACCUUUUAAAUGCAGUGACUGUGGGAAAGCCUUUCUUUGGCACUCAACGCUGAAUCGACAUCAGAGAACUCACACUGGGGAGAGACCCUAUGAGUGUAGUGAAUGUGGGAAGACAUUCCAAACAAGCUCCAGCCUGACUCAGCACCGUAGCACUCAUUCAGGAUUAAAACCUCAUCGGUGCAGUGUGUGUGGGAAGGUGUUCUCUCAUAAGUCUGGUCUUACCAAUCACAGCAGUAUUCACACUGGAGAGAAACCAUAUGAAUGCUCUGAAUGUGGGAAGAUCUUCCGCCUGAAAUGUGAACUCAAACAGCACUGCAACAUUCAUACUAGAGGGAAGCCUUUUAAGUGCAAUGACUGUGGGAAAACCUUUCCUUGGAGCGCAGCAUUGACCAUACAUCAGAGAAUUCACACUGGAGAGAGGCCCUAUGAGUGUAGUGAAUGUGGGAAGACAUUCCAAACAAAGUCCAACCUGACUCGGCACCAGAGAACUCACAGAAGACUAAAACAUCAUUAGUUUACUGUAUGUGGAAAAGUGUUCUCUCAGAAGUCUGCUCUUAUCAAUCACAGCAGUAUUCACACUGGAGAGAAACCAUAUGAAUGCUCUGAAUAUGGGAAGAUCUUCUGCCAGAAGUCAGAUCUUACACAGCACUUCAGCAUUCACAAUAGACAGAAACCUUUUAAAUGCAGUGAUUGUGGGAAAGCCUUUUUCUGGAACUAACCCGCCAUCAGAGAAUUCACACUGAAGAGAAACUCCCUGAAUGCACCGAAUGUGGGAAAGCCCACACCCAGAAUUCAGGUCUUUCCUGACAUCAGAGAAUACAUGCCAGAGAGAAAUCCUAGGAAUAUCAUUAAUGGGGGAAAGCAGUCCUUCUGAUCAAAGGACAUCCUUAGUACUAUAGAACUCAUGAUGGAGAAAAACCUCAUUAACUUAAUUAUUGAAGGAAAACACUCUAGUGUGCUGAUCCAGAUUAAAAUGUAAUUUGAAAAUAUUUAAGAAAAUAAAUGCACAAAAAAA